This is a messenger RNA of Medicago truncatula (barrel medic), 1228 nucleotides long. Its product is annotated as UDP-N-acetylglucosamine transferase subunit ALG14 homolog. Lineage: Eukaryota; Viridiplantae; Streptophyta; Magnoliopsida; Fabales; Fabaceae. The transcript is spliced from 2 exons. The record is from RefSeq and is a predicted model, not a curated record. The coding region runs from base 336 to 1037 and encodes 233 amino acids. Gene Ontology annotation, cellular component: UDP-N-acetylglucosamine transferase complex. Gene Ontology annotation, molecular function: N-acetylglucosaminyldiphosphodolichol N-acetylglucosaminyltransferase activity. Gene Ontology annotation, biological process: dolichol-linked oligosaccharide biosynthetic process.
UCGAACCGGUUAAAACCGGGUCCAGUUUUGCCUUCUUUUUUUUCUUCAUUUGUUUUCAGAAACUUCCUUUCUGCAAAAAACAAAAAACUCGUCACCUCCACCGUGCGAUUGCCGCCGGCACCCCCUUCCCGCCCGGCCAAGGUGCUCUUCGACCGCGUCCUUACGUAAUCUCAUUCUCCCGAUCUGUAUCACCUUCUCAAUUCCAGUGAGAGAGGUGUGUUGUUGGUCCUGAAAAGGAAAAGCUAGCAGUAAAACGCUGCUGGAGUUGGUCGCAUUAGGAAGGAAGGGUUUCAACUGAUGUGUAGCUGCAAUUGAAAAUCUUGAAACUAUCUUCGAUGGAAAAAGGCAAUGGCUGUUGCUUCUCUAGUUUAUCUUCAAUUGCCACCCUUUCAAGUGUGGCUUUUGUUGUCAUCUUGAUCUUGGUUCGUGUUGUUCAUGUCAUAUAUAGUAGUGGCAGGCCCUUGAGCAAAAGAGCUUCAAAACCUGUCAGUACCCUUAUUAUUUUAGGAUCAGGUGGUCAUACUGCCGAGAUGCUUAAUCUAUUGGCGGUGUUACAGAAAGAUAGGUUCAAACCGAGAUUCUACAUUGCUGCUGCUACUGAUAAUAUGAGUCUUCAAAAAGCUAUUUUGUUGGAGAAUUCUCUGGCAUCUGAGAGUGGAACGGCCGUUGCUGAUACUGCACAAUUCAUGAAGAUUUAUCGAAGUAGAGAAGUGGGUCAAUCAUAUAUAACCUCAAUUUGGACUACUUUAAUUGCAAUAGUGCAUGCUCUAUGGCUGAUGAUUAAAAUUAGACCUGAAGUGAUACUUUGCAAUGGACCUGGAACUUGCAUUCCCCUUUGUGUUAUUGCAUUUAUAUUUAAGGUGCUAGGAAUCAGAUGGUCGUCAAUUUUCUACGUUGAGAGUAUUGCAAGAGUUAGAAGGCUCUCCUUGAGUGGCUUGCUCCUAUACAAGUUGUGGUUGGCUGAUCAAAUUUUUGUUCAAUGGCCACAGUUGCAACAACAAUAUCCCCGAGCUACCUAUGUCGGUAGACUCAUGUAAUCAAUUGAUAAAUUUGUAUUCUGCAAUCAACGAGCUUCAAAUUUUGCUUAUGAUGUUGCUAUAAAGCUAGCUAUUCAUGUAAGUGAACUUGUUUUAGUCGUUUUACGUUUGCAAUUUUAUUCUUCUGCCUUUUGUUACUUGUAAACACAACAACUUUUAACAUAUACAAGAUUUGUUUAACUAUAAAAAAA